Messenger RNA from Mercenaria mercenaria, 16844 nucleotides. RefSeq lists its product as uncharacterized. Gene Ontology annotation, biological process: lipid transport. Gene Ontology annotation, molecular function: calcium ion binding; lipid carrier activity. Lineage: Eukaryota; Metazoa; Mollusca; Bivalvia; Venerida; Veneridae. The coding region runs from base 101 to 15127 and encodes 5008 amino acids. The record is from RefSeq and is a predicted model, not a curated record. The transcript is spliced from 48 exons.
GAUUUUGCCUAUCACAUCAUUUGUCUUUGUGCGCCGACUAGAACUGCUGCUAAAAUAUUUCGUUUCAAGUAUGUAGAGUAGUUAGUUCAGCAUUAUAAUUAUGCAUUUAGGGUUUUUACUCCUUAUUGCUCUUGUACGUGGAGUGCACACAUUUUAUUUGGAGGAUGGCUACGAUCACCAUUAUACUUAUUCGUCAAGGUCGGACAUUCUUGGAAUGCAUAACAUUACAACAAUAAUUAAGGUUCGUGUUCGAGCGGUCAACACUUCCGAAGAAGGUUCACUAUACCAGCUAUUCAUAGAUAGUUUUGUACAGCAUUCUGAAAAGGGAUAUGUUGCCGAUAAUCCUUUGAAAUGGGACCUUUCACGCACGUUUCUAUUUACGUCCUUGCAUGCUGGAUUGGUGACGUUUGUUCAUUUUCAUCCUGAUGAAAUCGAAGAACUCGUAACUUUGAAGAAAGUUUUAGCAAGUACAUUGUCUGCAAGAGUGGCGAUAGGGAAUGGAAAUACGUGGUCUUUGAGUUCUUUGGAAGAGGAUCAUGCAGGCACAUUUCACCGUGAGUAUCGCGGAGAGAGGCACAGUGAUGGUAUCAGACUCAUCAGAAGCCAUACUAGUCUGACAGAUGUUCACAGACAUCACAAUAAAACGCUGCAUUACGACUUGAAAGGAACGCCUUUACAUAUCGAAAGUUUGGACAAUGUAACGCUUAGGCACACACCAUCAACCAUAAAAACAAAUAUUGAUGCUACAAUCAAUGACAUUAAAGACAGUCAGGACGGAGAAUUUCCGACGAUAUCUUCUGUCUCACGAAAUAAGAUGAAACUCACAUUGAAAAGAAAGCACUCUGAGAACGGACAUGGACGUUUACCAAGCUUUGAAACUGACACUAUCAGCGUAAAGAAGAAACCAGUCACAAAAAAACUGAAGCUAAACCAAGUGGAAGGGCAGAUACAGUCUCUUAUAUCAGCAGUUCAUAACAUAAGUGAUAAGUUUGACACAAAGAGAACAGAGAAGGUACAUGAAUUGCGAAACUUAGUAGAAUCUUUGAGAUCGGAAGAUUUCCUCGAGCUUGGCAAGAACGUAUUCACUCAUACUUGUGAUACGGAAGACAUUCUCUGCGUCGAGGAACGUUAUUUGUUGCUUGACAUCAUUGCACAAGAAGGCAGUAAAGGCGCACAGAAAAUUGUUCUAGACCUUAUAAUGAAGAGGCCGAACGUAACAGAAGAGGAAAUGAGGCGCUGUCUCUUUCACACUAUACCAAUUACUGAUCCAAUACCGGAACUUGUUGCGUUCGUUGAAGAUCUUUGCAUUUCUGAUGACAGUCGUCCAGGAGAAACGCCAACACUAUCAGCUACAAGGAAAAGAGCAUGUCUUUCGCUCGGAGCCAUAGCAAAAUCUCUGCAUAACAAAAAUGUUACAGAAUCUGACAGAAUAGUCGGCAGGAUCGAAACAUGGUUGAAUAUACACAAUGAAAAAAAGGCAAGCAAAAUUAUCAAACCAAGAAUGAAAAGAUAUGUAGUCGAAACUGACGAACCAGCACAUUAUCACAUUGAAACAAAAACAGUGCUAAUACAGAGUCUCGGUAAUGCCGGUAAACAGCGAUCAUUGCGUCACAUCAUGUCAUAUAUGGAACCAAACGUUGGAGUAACGGCGUGGAGGAGAGCGGCUAUUAACAGCCUUAGACAUUUUAAAUGCCAAAAGAGUGCAGAUUUACUGGUCACUAGUGCUACUUAUGAUAAUGACUUUAUGGUACGGAAAACAGCAAGGCAAGUGCUAGAGAAGCAUCCACAAGGGACAAAAUUCACGGCUGAGCAAGAACAAACAGUAUUGAGUAAAAGCUACACUUAUCCAGUGGUUGUACGAGUGAAACGAGGGGCUCUUCAGACAUUACAGGAACUUGAACAGGGGAUUUAUUUCCAUGUAGAACCCCCAGGUAUAGACUGGGAUAAAACAAUAGGUACUAAGGAUAUUGGAGCAAGUUUCGGUCUUCAUAUCAGAAACGUUCUCGAUCUUCGACUUGGUAUUUUGGAGGGUCAUUUUGCAUUAGAUCUUCAUGAUGAAGCAUAUGCUACAGCACAUGUUGGACUGUUGAACCUGCAUGUUAAUAUUGUCAGGGCUCGUGUCUGCUUCAAAGGGCAUGUUCGAUAUAAUCUUAAUGUUCUGAAAGAGUUUGGUAUAGACAGCGUACAGGAUGUUGUAAAAAUUUACGAUCGAGUGAUUGAAAACAUAGUCGAACCCAUAAAAACUGCUGUUCAGCGUUUUAUACAUUUAAUAACACUGUUCAAAGAUGGAACGAUGAUGGAACUUGUUGGAAAAUUUAUUAACGUUAUCAAAGACCUUCCGAAUAUACUAGGCGAUAUCACCAAACGAAUUGAAGAGUUUGUCAAAGACGUAUAUAACAUUGCUAUCAAUACUGUUAUGGAAGAGGUGAAGCUCAUAAUAAAUGAAGUACGACACUUCUUUGAUGACAUAAAAACAUCUUUACUACAUUUCUAUAACGAGAUCGUAGAUGCAGUAACCAUGGGAUUCCCUUUUAUAGCAAAUAAGAUCAAACAAUCGUUCGAACUUAUAGUGGAGGCGAUGAAGCAAUUGUUUAAUAACCCAAUGCAAGCAAUAACCACUGUUGCCAGAGCGAUUACAAAUGUUAAAAUGGCUGUGACAAUGUUUGUUGAUGUGAAGACACGAGUUGUGGAAGCAUGUAUGUUUCUCAAAGGUCGAGUCAUGUACUGGGUUGAUACAGCAAAGAAGUUACCUGAUUUUUUCCGACGUUUAAAGGAUUCCUUUACUAAAUUACUUGAUUCCGUAAGAAAUCGAAGAGAUCUUGUUGAUGAUAUGGACUCAGCAUUUAGUAAUGGAGUUGACAAAAUGAAAUCUUCAGCCAAGGACCUUAUAAACGAUUUGAAAGCCAAAUGGGAUGCAAUAUACAAACGAUUACAGCCAUUGUUAGAUAUCGUGCAGCCAUUCUAUGACGUAUUUAAGUCAAUAAUGGACUUGAUUAAAGGAGUUAAAACGGCGUAUACUGAAGUGAAAACAGUAAUUGUAGACGGCAAAGCAAGAAUUCAACGUGUGUUUGGACCAAAGUUUGAUAAGAAAUUCCCGGUGGACAGAAGAUACAACGACACAAAAAACAACUGCAGUGCAGGAGUUUACCCAACAACUACGGAUAACUUUUAUGACACAACUGGUGUAGACAUCAUACAUGGAGUUGGCCAAUCAAUUGUCAACCCUGUAAAUGGCAUUGUCAAGGAUUUUGGACCGCAGAAAGUACUCAUACAACCAGUUGAUCCCGAAUUUCAACAGUUUGAAAUAAUCAUCGAAAAUAUUAAUCCAUUUGUGUACGUGUUUGACCAAUAUAUCAAAUCGGGAAAGAAGAUCGGGAGAGCAUCAAAAGCUCCGAAGUGUAAACCUAACUUUAUCCAUGUAUCUGUUCGUAAGAAAAGAAAUGAUACAGAUGUAGUUGACGACGCAGACUAUGAGUAUGUGGAUCCAUCACCAUUCCUGGAUAGACUCAUUCCCUAUCCAAAAUGGUUUAAAGAAUGCAAUGACCAUGAAUUUCGGUAUUUGGAACAAACAUUCGACUCGGGAGAGUCUACACAAAAGCUGGAUCCAGACGAGGUUAAAGAAGCCGUUAAACGUUAUUUGAAAGACGGGCUUUCAAACGGCACUGAUGGCAUUUUUGAUCCCAUAGGUCCUUUUGAACCGGGUGAAGAUUUAGAAGACAAAACUUCAUUUAAAGACAGUUUAAAGGAAAGUUUGAAGGAGCAAACAAAAAAAUUUACAGCAUUUUUUAAAACGGCUUUAUUUGGAAAAGACGGACCUGUUGUACCAAAUAUCAUGGCCAUUAUUAAUUUGAAUUCGAAGCCCGUUGACUGGUUAGUGGAUCAUUUAGACAACCAAUCGAGGGUGUAUACUGAAUUCAACGAUGUGAUCACACUUUUAGGCGCUAAAAUGAAAGAAGCGCCCGAUGGAGACCCCGAAACAAUGUCAUUACACCAUAUUUCUGGAACUCUAGGAAACCACGGAAUAUCUGUAGGAAGUAGCAGUGUCAGUCAGACCAAGGACAAACUUUUGACAAUAGCUGAGCAACUUUGUCCUAUUUUUAAAGGCGCGAUAGCAAUAGGUUUUGGUCAUGUGUGUAAUGUAGAAGAUAACUGUUUGGGAAUAUCGUGCAGCGUUGCACUACGAUCUGGUUCAAAGAAGCGACAUAUAAAACUCGGGGUGUGGGUUAAACCGUCGGAGAAAAGAAUAGACUUAAUGGUGAACAAUCAAAACUUGACGAUUAAACCAGACGGGUUAGAAGCUGAAGUGGAUCUGAAAAUUAAACUUUUUGGCAUGAAACUUUAUCUGGGUACACACAGUGAAAUAAAACACGGCUCUUUCCAUUUGACUGUUGAGGCGAAACUGUGCAUACCUGCAUUUUCCACGUGCCUACCACCGAUAGAAAUAUUUAAUGGAAUACGGUUCAAGUUACCAAACACUGGCAAUAUGACAGCGGAAUUGACAGAUAGCUCAAAUGAAACAAACGUCAUAUCUGUCAUUCACCAACUAAAAUUACCGAAGCUUAUCCAGUAUCUAGGAGAGUACGGCCUUUUGAAUAAAAAUGUGACAGGCAUCAUUAACCACGUAAGAGGAUCAGUCGUGAAGGAGCUCCUCAAAGAUACUGUAGAAGGAAUAGGUGAAGUCAUCCAGGAAUUUAAAGAUAAGGUUGACUUCUGUGUGAGUGCAAACAUACCUGUUCCACAUAAGAAUAUUAAAAUAAUUCCUGAGGUUUCGUAUCCGUUUAUGGUUGGACCUGUUCCUCUUACACUGGAGUUUGGUGCAUCCGGGGCCAUUGGCCUUAAAGUGAAAGUUGGUCUUUGCAUAAUGAGUAUGAAGACUCAGCUGCAACUAACACCUUGGGUCGCCGCUAAGGUAUGGGGUAAAAUUAUGGUUAAUAUCGGAUUCGCUAAAGGUGGUCUUGAGCUUGUUGGAUAUCUAAUGAAGACAAAGUUUCCGUUACAAUCCGAACUGGGAUUUUCGAAAUUCCCGCUGGAAAUAGGAGCAAAAAUGGAUCUUGAGUUAACUCCAUUGGAAUUAAAACUAAAAGCAAAGGCGGAGGUUUUUCUCAUAUUAAAAUGGGCAACUGUUUUCGAGGCCAACAUAUGGCGUUAUAAAACUCCAAGCAUUUCGUUUAACAUUUUCGACAAACGUAAGCAAGAAGAAGAUAAGUCUAAACCUGAGCUGAUGCCAAGCACCAUAAAUAAGCGUGAACGACGAGAAGGGGUACGAGGUUGCAUCGUGGAACAAAUUCCUGGAAGGCCUUAUUAUGACACAGCCUUUCGCCUUGAACUGUAUGCGCAAGAUGAAAAGAGUAUGGUAAAGCUUUUUUAUACUGUGGGCACACAUGCUGGUGGAACAAACGUUGUUGACUGGACAGGAAUGGGCGGAUCUUCACUGCUGGUACCUACGAAGUUACCAGGCGGAGUGCCACUCUAUUGGACAGUCAAAGCAAGAAACAGCCAAGGUCUUGAAGCUGUUUCACAGUGCUUUCUUGAUACUUUUGACAACACUUUACCAGACGGACGUGUUGAACAUGCAUACACAUUUUCUAGUCACCCAAAUAAACUUGUUGCUUCGGUUAUUGCAUUCGAAGAUAGUCUACUUGUUGAAACACACUACAAGGCUGUAGGCUAUAGCCCCGGGCAGUUUGGAUCUCAGUUUGUUGACUGGCAGGAACUUUACCUGGAUCAUUCUUCCGUUAGACCUGACGUUUCUGGACCUCUUAAGCAUUUUACAGUACCGUGUGAUGGUAAACUAGUCGCCUGGAUUUUGUAUUCUGAGAAAACUAGUUCAUCUGAUAUAUGUGCACAAAAAUGCAUAGAUUAUGGCACUAACUGUGUUUCAUUUGAUUAUGAGCACCACUCAGAAACAUGCGACCUACAUGACGUCGUCGAAGGAGCAAAUGCAUAUCUCCGUAUAAGUGGCACAUAUAGUCAUUUCGAACGCCUUGGCAGCGGAUUUCACACAUCAAUUGAAUAUCAGGGACUGCCACUGAAGCAUGGGACAGUAUAUUUCGUCAAUACAAAAGUAACGAACAUUCUUGGUUAUACGGCAUAUUUGACUGGCGAAGGCACAAUGAUUGAUUUCACACCACCCGAACCGGGUCAUAUAAAUAUGCCACUUAAUGACCUAUUACAAGCAGAUAACUGUACGGCAGCAAUAACUCAACGGUGCGUAGAUGUUACCUGGAAAGAAAAUCAUAGGCUGAUAACAGAUGGACCAGGGUCUAGAACAGUUUUUAAUGGUCAUGAACCUUUAUAUGAUGAGUUGUAUACCUUGACAAACCAUUACAUUUCAGCGAAUUGGGACGGGUUUCAUGAUGACGAAAGUGGAAUAUGGGGCUAUACCUGGUCGGUCGGUAGACAUGUCUGUGGUACAGAUGUAGUUCCGUUCGAAAACCCAUAUGCACAUCUCACCGAUAAGAAGUUUUGGACAGAUUCUGCUUUCCAUAAGGGCAUUCAUUUACCUGAUGGCGCGUAUUACGUAACAGUACAAGCUCUUAAUGGUGCUGAACUCGGGGGAUCUCUGGUGACGACGGUUUGUCAUUCUUCACCAUUCAUUGUUGACACCACCCCGCCCGUAUUUAAUGGCGUCGCAGAUAUCAUAUAUGACGAAGACUUUGAUCUGAUAGCUGUCUACUACAAUGCGACUGAUUCACUUUCAAAAAUUGCCGGUGCGGAGUUUGGUUUAGGGAAAACAAAGUAUGAUGUACAACUUAAAUCAUAUAGUCAACAUGCUGCUAUGGAAAGAGAUGAUCCGUUUGUUUCUGUGGAAGAGCUUGGUUUAAAGGAAGGAAUUCCUGCCUGGCUACGUGUACGGGUUACCAAUAACGUUGGUCUCUUUACUGCCGGACAUGGAGAUGAACCAAUAUUAAUUGACAAAUCGCCACCAGUGCCGGGUCGAGUUUUAGAUGGAAAAUUCAUGAGGGUGGACAGGGCAUACCAGGCUAAAGACAAUGAAUUGUGUGCACAGUGGGUUGAUUUUUACGAUCAGGAGUCGGGAAUAGAUAGAUUUCUUUGGGGAGCUGGUACAGCGCCUGGAAAGGAUGAUGUCGUCAACUUUCAUAAUCUUACAAGAUAUGACAAGUCCGGAUGUUCAUCAGUCAAAUUGCAACACAACCAUAGCUAUUUCUCCACAGUGUUUGCUUACAACAACGCUUUGAAUUCAAAGGCAGCGAAUGCAACAUCAGACGGAGUGCUUAUUGACACCACGUUUCCGAUCGCGGGUCAUGUUCAGGAUGGGCGUGAUGAUAAAAAUGAUUUGAAGUACAGUUCGGAGACAGUAUCAAAAUCUGCUAAUUGGAAUGGGUUUCUCGAUCCGGAAAGCAGCAUUGAUAAGUAUAGGGUAGAUGUUAGAAUAAAUAACGAAUAUAAAGCUACUUUUGAUGUCGGAAAAGAGACAGAAUUCGAAGACGAAACUAUAUCAAUGGAGCAUAAUGACAGAGUUUAUUUUCAAGUCCAUGGGGUCAAUGGAGCGAGCUUGGAAAGUACAUCUGAAAGUGAUGGAUUCACAGUUGAUUUAACACCGCCAAUUUUAAAAGAACUAUCUGACUCUCAAGACGGAAACUCAUUUCAAAGUAACAACCAGCAGAUGCAUCUAGCUUGGGACUAUAAAGAUGAAGAAUCUGGUAUAAAAGAAUAUCAGACAGUAAUAUUUGAGACGAGGUAUGGCGUGAAGAGGAAAAUAUGGCCUUCUGAUAGAGAGUACAAUAAAUCAGUUCCAUUAUCCAUAUCGUCUACUAGAAUGUCUAUGACACUCGGGCAGCUAACAUUAGUUAAUGGUGCAAAAUAUUCAUUACAUGUUGUAACCCUAAACCAUGCACUUCUCGCGUCGUCACAUGAAUCACGCGGAGUUCUUGUUGAUACAACACCACCAAAUAUUUUAAAGGUUAAGAUAGGAUUACCGAACGAUCAGGAAGAGUACUAUGAUAGCAAUACAGUAUAUCACGACGACCAAAAUGCCAUUCGUGUUAGCUGGUUAGCCAGAGAUUCGGAAAGCGGGAUAAACAAGGUUUUCGUAGCCGUCGGCACAGAAGACGAUCUGGAAUCUGUACAAUCAUAUAUUGACUUUAGACAAGAAAACACUGGUUUUAUACAACAUAUACACUUGAAUAGCUAUCUCGAAAAUAAAACGUUGUAUGUUGUCACAGUGAAAGCAGUAAACAUGGCUGGACUUUCCCAAAACAAAUCCAAACGUAUAUACGUACAGAAGGCAAGCGUUCCUGGAAUUGUUUUCGAUGGUAGAAAUUUGUACGAAGAUGAAAUGUACACAACUGACUACACAUCAAUCGCAGCAUCCUUCUAUGGCUUUGAAAGUGAAAGUUGUGACAUUACGAGCUAUGAGUGGGCGAUUGGUACCUCAGCUUAUGGGACAGAUAUUCUCUCAUAUACUAAUUACGGUCUUGUGAUGAACAAUAAUACUUAUGGCCAAUGUCAAAUUCAUAUUGAAUUGUUUGAAGACACAACCUACUAUAUUACCGUGAAAGCUGUGACUGGAUGCAGGGACCAGUUUAUUCUUUCAUCAUCCGAUGGUAUUACUUUAGACAGAAAUCCCCCUGAAAUAUUAUACACGAAAGAUCAAUUGAAUAAUGAUACCUUAGUGGUACUAGAGCAAGAAGUGCUUUAUCAGGAUACUGUUGACACGCUACCAAUAAUAUCAAAUGCAUCUGACAGCAAUCAGCUUUCGUCGGUGAAAUGGGCACUUGGGUCAUUACCGUUGUUCUAUGAUCAACAUGCAUUUACAGAUGAUUUUACGUCUUUAACUAGCGCUAUUGCUCUGCUUCCUGGACACACAACAUACAUUACAACAAACGCAUCUGACAAGGCUGGCAAUGUCAAUAUAUCUUCCUCAUUUCCAGUAAUACCGGAUAAGACCGCACCAUCGUUAAUUGAUUUAGUAUGUUCCGAAUAUCUUUCUGUUCGCCAGAGUAUGUUGCGCUGUACAUGGAAAUCUGUUAAUGAGAUAGAAAGUCGAAUAGAUAAAAUACACGUUUCCCUCAGUUCAAAUGGUACAUCAUAUGAUAUUCUUGAAAAUUAUGUUAUACCGAAAGGGUUCAGUCAAUUUAAUCGUGACUUGUUUAACUAUUUAAAUAACACAGUACCGACAAAGUCAUCCGUUCUUGUAAGUAUAGUUGUUACUAACGUUGUUGGGUAUCAAAAGACGUAUGGCAGGCAAAUAAUUGUCGAUAGAACCGUUCCAGCUACAGAAGGACUUGAUGUUGUGACAAGAAUAGGGACAAGAAACAUCACAGAUCAUCAAAAAUGUCAAAUACCAAGGGCUUAUCUCGAACUCAGGAUGCAUGGAGUAAGCGAUCUGGAAUCAGAUAUUGAUUUUGAAAGGUUGGAAGCCAGUGUAGGGCAUCGACCAUACGGUACUGAUAUUCUGCACUAUACUGCAGUGAGACCAGACAACCAAGGAAUUCUUUUUCUGGAUGGAUUCAGUUUAUACGAAGGAGAAGUUUUCUAUGCCACUUUAAGGGUCUACAACAAAGCAGGUCUGAAGACGGAAGUGACAUCAGAUAUCGUUGUAGUAAGCCAAUCUCCAAUAUUAGAAGUUACUGACGGCGGCCUGGAAAGCGAUAUAGAUUAUCAAUCAGUCCCAAACAUUAUACAAGGUUACUGGAAGUAUUCAGAUUUAUGUCCUAUAAAGGAAGCAGCUUGGUCCGUCCAUGAUUUCUCAGGAAAAGUUAUCUUUGAUUUCCAACCAAUACCAUCCGCAGGUCAAAAACUUUACAACGACGAAGUUUCUUUAGAAAACGGAAUGAAAUAUGUCAUAAUAGUAAAGACAUUAGAUUUUCUUGAUCGUGUUAGGAUAGCAAGGUCAGAUGGGGUCACAGUACGAAUCCAACCGCCUUUAAGCGGGAAUGUCAGAGAUGGGCUCCAUGGAAAUUUGAACUACCAGUUUAGUUUUACAGAAUUAUCAGCAAAUUGGGACAGUUUUGGCGACGAUUCAAAUGAUCCAACGCAGUCUAUAGAUCAUUACGAAGUAGCUAUAGGGAAUGACAGGCGAUAUUCCAAAACAAGAUCCAAUAUACAUUUCUUCGUAAAUGUUGGUCUAAAUAAAUCAUACACUUUCUAUAAUUUAAAUUUGACCGCAAAAUUAGUGAAGUAUUAUAUAACUGUCCGUUCCUACAGCAUUGCCGGGGGAUACACAGAGGGCUAUUCAAACGGCAUACGUGUCGGUUUUAAUGAUGAGAUAAUUCCUGGUACAGUGGCUGUGAAAAGUUUCCAAUCGUCAGUCAAUUUCGUAGAGGCCUCGUGGACAGGUUUUGAUUCGGAUAUUGACAUCAUCAAGUAUGAAAUUGGCAUCAGUAACCAUGGUGACUUCUUAUCUAAUGAUACUUUAAGGUGUGAAUUAUUUUACAUAAAUUCAUCUACUUUUGACGUGAAAAAUUUGCAAGGUAUUGGUUUAAAUGAGUAUGUUAAGGUAGGCAAUCUUAAUCUCGUUCACGGUCAAACGGUGUAUGUGCAUGUACUUGCAAAGAAUGAAGCGGGGAUGUGUACGGCGGUUACCAGUAGCGGAAUUCUUGUAGAUACGACACCAGCAACUAAAGGAACCAUUGUCAUAAAUGGAAUUCAGAGUGACACUGUCCUUUAUGCAAAUUCUGAUUCCGAAAUGCAUAUUAAAUGGUUCGAUGUUGAAGACUUAGAGUCCGGAAUACUCCAAAUAAAGGUCGUGUUAUACGAAUGUCUCUCCUGUAACACAACAGAUAUUAAUAACGCUGGCUGUUUCGUUGUAGCUGACCAUGUUGUUCAAAAUGACAACAUAACUUCAUUUUAUGAUUUACAACUUGACACACAAAAUAUAUAUGUUGUCGCUCUUGAAAUUAUGAAUGGGGCACAGUUAGUUACUAAUGUGAAAAGUGUAAAUAUUCUUGUCGAUACAAGUAGUCCGUUGUCCGGACUUGUAAAGAUUACAAAGGACUGGUAUUCUAUGAAAUCAUUCCAGUCUUCAAAGACCACAUUAAAGGGACUGUUAGCCAUUGCCAGCAGCUCUGAUGAAUAUACGUGCCCAACACAAACCAGGUUCUUUCCUUCAAAUUCUUUCAUCGAUUGGACGUCUUUUUCAAAAAAUUUCAGUACCGACUUUCUUACUAUAAAUCGCACAGGAGCAUUCUUGGGUAUAGGAUAUAAUGCGGAUUUGUCGGAAGUUAUAAAAUCAAGUAUCGUAUCCACUCCUAUGCAGGUGCAGAGAGGAAAUUACACCUUCGCAUCUAGAGCUGCUAAAGGAGACAAUAUUAUUACGACAUUUGCGUUCAUGACUAAUUACGUAGCGAUGCCAUUUAAAAUAAAAAAUAAACCAGUAGAAAAUGAAUUUGAUGAUAGCAUAUUUGAAAAUAUUACUGGUUUUAAAGAAUCAAAUAAUAGUGAACCUGAUGCGCUAAAAAACUCAACAUUGCAGUCCGAUUAUGACAUUUCUGUUCUUGCAAAUGGAUCAGUUGUGAGCACUGGAGAUCAGUGGCAGUAUAUUGAAGAAAACGAAUAUGGCUUUGGAAUAAAUCUAUUAGGAUAUAAAAUAACCAAUAAUCGCCAUUGGUAUCAUGUGUUCUGGGCAAGAAAUAAAUUUACCAGUAUUCAAAGGUGGUUUCAACUCCCAUUUGACCCUACAGUACAAAUUCAUAAAUACAGUAUACUAGUUGACAAAAGAGCUGAAUUUGACGACAGUAUACUGGAUCUUGCACUUAUAAUUGAUGAUGAAGAAAUUGCCAAUAUUGCUGGUUUCCAGUUUAAUGACAAUAUGAGAAUAGCCGCUUUGAACUGGAACGAAGAUGGAUACAAACCACCUGUAAACGAUAUAUAUCAUCCAUUUUACGCAGAAGCCGUUGUCAAAUAUAUUGAUAUACCAGAUACACGUGACAAACCUUGUCGCCAUGGACGGGGAUUUUAUGAUGAAGAAAGUGGUAUAAAAGAUAUUUGGCUCGGUGUUUCCGACAGCAAAAAUAUACAAGGAAAUAUAGUCCCAGUUUCAAUGUACAAAUCAUUUUGUUAUCCAUGCAGAAAACCCUGUGAACAUCUAUGUAAUCAGCCGUGUAAUAAAACACGACUUUCGGGUGGUUUUGAUUUGAUUCCACUCACAAAAUCUGCACUAAAUUUGAAGGCAGCCCGUAUAAACAACAUUUGUCUGAAUGAGGCUAGUGAGACAACGUGUAACAGCUCUGCAUAUUACCUAAAUGUGAAAAUUGUUGACUUCGCCGGUCAGGAAACUGUAGCAUAUUCUAAUGCAGUUCAAGUUGAUAGCACUGCCCCAGAGUGUGAUUAUGUAAAAUGUUUGGAUCCUGAUUAUAGCAAAGAUGAACCGACAGAACAUUUGGGUUCAAGUUCUUCUAUCGGUGCAUACUGGAAUUGCUCUGAAGAUGUAAGCCGAAUUGAGAGUUACAAAGUUCGCGUCUUUUUAACUAAAACUGGUGAAAUUGUUAUGAAAAGUAAAGAUGCAGGUAGAAAGUCGAAACAAUGGUUCAACUUAGCAAAUGGAACAUUUGAAGACAACAAGGACUAUACGGUUGAAGUAACUGCAAUUAAUAGUGCUGGUCUAACUGUAAAUGAAACAUGUUCGGUUCAUGUUAACUUGCAUCCUCCGGAUGUAUCCGGAUCAUCCACAAAACCACUUUAUACCGAAGCAGUGUCAGAUGAAAGCGAUGAAGGUAAUAUAUACUGGACUUCCUCUCAAACUAGUAUGGGAAUACAGUGGCAUGGCGGAUCUGCUGAUACAGAGUUUUACGAAUGGUCAGUUGGAACUUCGAUCGGAAAGACAGAUGUUCUUCCGCCGUCAAUGAGCGGUGUCAAUUCAACCGGAUCAUCAGCUAUAGUUAAUGGAAAACUUGUGUUCAACAGCAAGCUUGUCAACAGAACUGUAAUAGAGUAUAAAGAUAAAACAAAUAUGAGUAUUGAAGAAAUUCAGAAUCUGACAAAUCUUAACGAGAAAGAGAAGACGUUUUUCCAAUUGGAGCCUGGCAGAUGCUUUCACCAAUCACUCUAUGCUAUUGGUUACUCUCAUUUGAAGAGCAAGAUGCAGCAAAGGACAGUUUGUAUUAAAAGAAAGCACGAUAUUUUCUUAAAUGAAACUACCCGAAGAGUAAUUGCUUCGAAAAGUAAAUACACCAAUAGCUGGUCGAAAAAAAUGUUGAAAUCAUCAGACAUAGUCGUCGACGCAUUGCUGGAAGCUGGUGGUAUAUCUUUGGGUACUUUAACUGACGAUGACAAAAGUAGCAUAUAUGGAAGUGCUGCUUCUGCAGAUUAUAGACCGUUCAUAUCCAAUCCUGACACUACACUUGAUAGGACUUCCAGAGCGUUGCGAAAUAGAAUUCAGAGAUCUUGCAACUUGUCAUUUUAUCUUGCGCCAUCGCCGAAAGUUACAUACACGCAAAUAAAUAUUACAGUAAAGCCGACUACUCCAUGCAACAAAGAUGACGAGUUUCAGCCGGCACUGGUUUAUUGGGAUAAUGACCACGAGAACUGGAAACAUAUUGACGAAGGUUGUCGUGAAUACCUUACUGCAGUAAUGAUGAAUGGCACAUAUGUUUCGCAGGUUUGCGGAGAUGCCAGUGAUAGUAAUGUGACAAAACGAGAUGUUUCAUCCUCACUGGAUAGACCAAGGGCAUUUGAAGUUGUUAGAAUCAGUCGAUCUUUCCAUAAUUCAAGGCCAAGUAUCGUUACCAGCUCUGUAACUUUGAUAGAAGACGCUUUUGUCAAAGUCAACCUCGAUGCAACAGACCAGGAAAAUGAUACGUUACUAUAUGAAAUUCUACAGCAGCCUGAAAAUUUAAAUUGCAGCGUAAGCGAGUCCGGAACUCUAAAUUGCUCAUUUGAUGAAAAUUACUAUGGUACAAGCAGUAUGAAAAUAAGAGUCACUGAAAGUGAUCCGAAUUUUCCUACUUAUGAAGAACGUUUGUUCAAUGAGAAAACUAUCAGAAUAACUGUCCUUGGUAUGCCAGACAAAACCGACAGAUUCUACAUUGAUGAUAAUGGCAGCUUCCAUGCGGACAAACGUCCUUCCAUGAAACACAUAAUAAAAGUUGAAGCAAACAGAUCAUCAACAGUAUCUGGUGGGAAGAUUUUAUUAGCAGAUGUUGAUGGCGGAGAAAUAUUCACAGAAUUUCCUAGAAUGAGAAGUCUCGCAAAUUCAACCUACAAACUAAAGCACGUGGAUGCUGCAGAAAUACCAAUUGAAAAUUACACCACGGUGACAUACAGAACAUUAAAGGCGUAUGACAUAGAGUUUGAGUUUACACCAAAAGUCCAUGGCAACAUGACUUUUGAUUUUAUAGCCCAAAAUGAUGAUAAAUCGUACACACCAGCAUUGACAAUCGACGUGUUUGUUUUAGCAAACCCGUGUGUCUAUGGUCACUGCAGUCAUGUUAUCCUUGGAGAAACUGGAUGUGACGACAUUGCUCGUGCAAAAUCGUUUUCCGGCUUUGUCUGUGCAUGUGAUCUAGGCUACAAAGGACAAUGGUGCCAAACUGAAAUAAAUGAAUGUGCAGGGGAACCGUGCGCAUUGAUGUUCGACUGUGAGGACAUGAUUAACAAUUACAAAUGUAAUAUAAAUAUUCCAAAACUAAUGGCCAUUCUGAUAUGCUCUAUAAUUGCUGUAGGCGGUGCAGUAUUUCUUGGGGUAAAACUCGUCAACAGAUACAGAGUAAACAAAGUAGGCCAAAGCAAUGUAUCACUUAUGGAAGAGAAAAUAAAAAAGACGUACAUGGCAGAUAGCGACCCUCAUGAACGGCCAUUAUCCAGUGGAUCUAUACUACUUGAACCUGCAUCAGGAAGUGCCCCACCUCCCUCUACUUUAGCGGAAACAACAAACAUGUGGAGCAAUCCAAAUUGGUUUAGACCAGAAAGCGUUAGACUUGAUUCUUCUCUCUCUACGCUAACUAGAAAUGCAUCGCAACUGCUUCCGCCACAUCACCGAAGCUUCAAGUCUAUGAAUAGCAUCUCUGCGAAAACGAAUGCACAAACUGCCGUCCACGACAAACCAGUAGACUCUGAAAUAACGGCAGAACCAAACAGAAUGACAGCCCCUCCUUCGUCGUUUGAUAAGCUUGUCCUGGCAUUGCACAAAGAAGGCUCCAGCAAAAUUACAGAUAUCGAUGUUUAAUGCAUUGGCAUGUAUAAACAAAGAUUGCUACAUCAAGUAGUUGUUGUUUUGUAAAAACUUUGAUGCAUUAUUUUAUCCAGAACUGUGUAUAUUUAAGAAAUCUGCGUUGUAGACAUUAGUUCUAUAAUACCUUAUAUUCUAGAAAGUUAAUACCGAAGUUGAUAAAUAGAUAUGUUUUGCAUGCGUGGUGCUAAAAUACUGUGAAAUCAUUAAUAUUCGUGGGGGACUAAUUUUCGUGGAUUUCGUGGUUGAGUCAAUCCACGAAAUUUAAUCCCAACGAACAAGUAAACUUCCCAUUCGUGUUAUGUUCAAAAGUUGAAAUCCACGAAUUUAUAUCCCCAUGAAACUGCCGUUUUGACCAAAACCACGAAAUUUCGUGCCCACGAAAUUAAAUGAUUUUACAGUACAUGAUCAUCUGAAACGUAUGAUACAGUAGUAGGUAUUUUUGAAUACAUCACAUUUUCUUAUAGACAUUUGAUAAAGUCGAACGUAUCAUAUGAUAAAUAAUGCUUAAGGAAAGGCUAACUGGUCCUAAGAUAAUGAUGACCUCAGAAAAUAUUUGGUUACGUACUCGGUCUGCUAACCUUGUAGAAAUCUUAUGUCAGUAAAUUUGUAUAAUAAAGUCGACGUGUAUUCACAUAUUAAUCAGAAUAAAGACGAGACGCCAUGUUUAACACACCUUUUAUAAUUGUACCAUAUUUUUAAUGAUUGCCUAACAUUGAGAAGCAUUUUGUUGUGUCUGGGAUUUAAUAUUCGCUUCCUUUGUGUCUCCCUUGAGCUGUAUAAACGUUCAUAACGUGUGUGCAACAAAAAAGUUAAUAAGCGCCAUAUUUUAUAAAUAUUAUGGCAUCUUAAUUUUUCAAUCUCUGAUAAUCAAUGUUUAUUUGUACUGUUUUGUACUUUUAUUAGACAGGCUAAGGGCAGAUUAGAUGUCGACGUUCUGUAUGUAUUAUCUUUUGGCAUAUGCCAUAUCAGUGCACCAGCUUGCACUGAUAUGCCCUAGCUGACGUUUCAUAUAUUUGCAUUUAAGGUAGCUAAACGGCAAAUGUAAAAUUUUCUUGCGCGGAGCGGAAGAUAUAUUCUGUACAAUAUUCAAUGUGGUAGGUCGCUGAAUGAAAUUAUUAAAAGAAUAGACACGUUACUCUGGAUCGGUUCCUGUAUAAUUUCAUUAUUGUUUUGCUAUCAUUCACGUGUGAUUUCAUCGUAUUAAAGUUUGGAAAUAACGUGUUUAAUCAAUCAUGACAAAUGACAAUAUUCAACAUCUAAUUUAUGUCAUCCAUAUAUUUACAUCAUUACAUAGUUGCACUGUUUUUCUUGUGUUUGGAUACAUUUACUUUCUACUUCUGCCUCUGUGUAAUGGUCAAAAUGCUCCAGUGCGGAUGAAAACAUGUUUUGUUGUUGGUAAUUGUCUUCGUUAUCUUGCUGGCUUUGAGUGUAAAUGAAUUUGCUUAUGCCGACUAUCCAGUAUGUCACAGAAGCGUUUCAGACCAUAUUUAUAGGUUAUUAGCUUUGUAUCGUGAAAUAUGCAGGAGUUCUGCAGCGGUAAUAUUGCGCGACUUCAGGAGCGCAAUAUUCUACCGCUAAAGAACGAGUGCAAAUUUCAUGAUGCUAAGAUAAUAACAUUUUUAUUACAUACGCAUCUACACGUAUAAAUGUAAUGUAAAUUUUAUAAUUUUGUUCAACAAGUGGAAUAAGACUAAAUAAAGAAUUAAUACAA